AUGCAAAUAUUUCUUUAUUUAAUUACUCUGGUAUAAUUUAAAAGUUAAAAACACCUGAUUGAAAAAAGUCAAAAUUCAACAAAUAGUUAGAGGCAAAAAGUAAUAAAUGGGUACCGAAAAUAAACAAAUAAAAUUGGAGUAUAUAAAUACAUGUAAGGUAAACAAACACUAGUGCUCGAAUUUAAGUAUCAAAAUCUAUCAAUCCUUGAGAAAUGGAAGGUAUCAGACACAGCAUAGUAAAGGUAAACGGAAUCAACAUGCACGUCGCCGAGAAGGGGCAUGGCGGCGGCCGGGUGGUCCUCUUCUUGCACGGCUUCCCGGAGCUGUGGUACUCGUGGCGCCACCAGCUCCACCACUUCGCCGCCCUCGGGUACCGCGCCGUGGCGCCGGACCUCCGCGGCUUCGGCGACACGGACGCCCCGGACGCCGCCUCCGCCUACACUUGCCUCCACAUCGUGGGCGACCUGGUCGAGCUUGUCCGCUCCCUGGGAGCGGACAACAAGGUUCUGCUGGUGGGCCACGACUGGGGCGCCAUCAUCGGGUGGUAUUUCUGCCUGUUCCGGCCGGACGUGGUGGCGGCGUUCGUCUGCAUCUCGGUGCCGUUCCGGCAGCGGCACCCGGCGGUGAAGCCGGUGGAAGGGAUGAAGGCACUGUUCGGAGAGGAUUACUACGUGUGCAGAUUCCAGGAACCGGGAAAGAUUGAAUCUGAAAUCGCGAGGCACGGGAGUGAAAAGGUGAUGAGGAAAAUAUUCACGGACCGGAGCCCGGGCCCGGCUUGCCUGCCAAAGGAAAAUCCAUUUCAAAUAUCCACGGAUGAACCAGAGUUGCCCGCUUGGUUAUCCGAACAGGACCUCCGCUACUUUGCUUCCAAGUAUGACGACGCCAAGAAGGGCUUUACCGGCGGCCUCAACUAUUAUCGCGCUCUCAAUCUGAACUGGGAGCUAACAGCAGCAUGGACAGGGGCACAAGUGAGAGUGCCAGUGAAGUUCAUGGUUGGGAGUGUUGACCUGGUGUAUACCACCCCUGGGGUUAAGGAAUAUGUACACAAUGGGCUCAAGAGGGAUGUGCCAUUGCUCCAAGAGGUUGUUGUCAUUGAUGGGGCUGCCCAUUUCCUCAAUCAAGAAAGGCCUCAUGAGGUCAACCAACACAUCCAUGACUUCUUCAACAACUUCUAGCACUCUACAACAAGAAGAAAAACCCCAUGCCACACUCUAUAUAAUAAAUAAGUGUGUUGAUCAUGUAAACGGCCAAACGGGCAAGACGAAAUCACUUCGGGCAGGUGGCAAUGCCUUUAGAGUUUGUGUUAUCAACAUGCUCGUUAUGAAUCACGUUGGCGUAUUAUGCACUUUGUUAUCCCAGUUGUAAUUGUGUUGUCAUGGGAAUCGCUACUUUGAAUUGUU
Messenger RNA from Cuscuta campestris, 1400 nucleotides. The record is from the annotation of a GenBank genome assembly. NCBI's taxonomy places the organism in Eukaryota, Viridiplantae, Streptophyta, Magnoliopsida, Solanales, Convolvulaceae.